Aspergillus tubingensis is the source of this 1605-nucleotide messenger RNA. RefSeq names its product serine hydroxymethyltransferase. Gene Ontology annotation, biological process: folic acid metabolic process; tetrahydrofolate interconversion; L-serine catabolic process. The record is from RefSeq and is a predicted model, not a curated record. NCBI's taxonomy places the organism in Eukaryota, Fungi, Ascomycota, Eurotiomycetes, Eurotiales, Aspergillaceae. The transcript has 5 exons. Gene Ontology annotation, cellular component: cytoplasm. Gene Ontology annotation, molecular function: pyridoxal phosphate binding; zinc ion binding; glycine hydroxymethyltransferase activity. The coding region runs from base 1 to 1605 and encodes 534 amino acids.
AUGUUGAGUCGCUGUGGACGUCAGGCCUCGCGCCUGAUCCCGCGCACGGCAAGCUCCGCUAUUCGGUCGACUGCCAUCCCUCUCCAGCUUCGUCCUGCGACGGUUGCUCCUUUGCGCCUGCCGGGACAAGGCCGCAGCGUGUCCUCUUCGACUCGUGAAGGACAGCAGACUCUGCUCUCCGCACCCCUCGAGGAGUCCGACCCCGCCAUCUAUGACAUCCUCCAGAAGGAGAAAAAACGUCAGCAACAUUUCAUCAACCUCAUCCCCUCCGAGAACUUCACAUCGCAAGCUGUCCUCGAUGCGCUGGGCAGUGUCAUGCAAAAUAAAUACUCGGAAGGAUAUCCCGGUGCCAGAUACUACGGUGGAAACGAACACAUUGACGCCUCUGAACGGCUAUGCCAGCAGCGUGCGCUCGAGACCUUUGGCCUUAACCCCGAAGAAUGGGGUGUGAACGUGCAACCGCUGUCCGGCUCGCCCGCUAACCUUUACGCCAUUUCCGCCAUCCUCAACACCCACGACCGCUUGAUGGGCCUGGACCUGCCCCAUGGCGGUCACCUGUCCCACGGCUACCAGACCCCCACCAAGAAGAUCUCGUUCAUCUCGAAGUACUUCGAAACGCUGCCCUACCGGCUAGAUGAGUCUACCGGUCUCAUUGACUACGACGCCCUGGAGAAGCAGGCGCUUCUCUACCGCCCCAAGCUCAUCAUCGCCGGUACCUCGGCCUACAGCCGCUUGAUUGACUACCCUCGCAUGCGCCAGAUCGCAGACGCCGCCGGCGCAUACUUGCUGAGCGACAUGGCUCACAUCUCCGGUCUCGUGGCUGCGGACGUCCUCCCGUCGCCCUUCGCCCACUCAGAUGUGGUGACUACCACGACCCACAAGUCGCUGCGGGGUCCCCGCGGCGCGAUGAUCUUCUUCCGCAAGGGUGUCCGUCGGACGGACAAGAAGGGCAACCCGGAGAUGUAUGACCUGGAGGGCCCGAUCAACGCGUCCGUGUUCCCUGGUCACCAAGGUGGCCCCCACAACCACACUAUCACCGCCUUGGCUGUGGCGCUGAAGCAGGCGCAGUCGCCUGAGUUCAAGACCUACCAGCAGACGGUGCUGGCCAACGCGAAGGCCCUGGCAGAUCGUCUUGGCAGCCCGCUCAGCAACGGAGGCCUGGGAUACAACAUCGUCUCUGGCGGCACUGACAACCACCUGGUGCUGGUGGACCUGAAGAACCGCGGGGUGGACGGCGCGCGCGUCGAGCGGGUGCUGGAGCUGUGCGGUGUUGCCAGCAACAAGAACACGGUGCCGGGUGAUAAGUCGGCUCUGAAGCCCGGUGGUCUACGUCUGGGCACGCCGGCCAUGACCACGCGAGGCUUCCAGCCAGAGGACUUCCGCCGCGUCGCAGACAUUGUGGACCGGGCGGUGAUCAUCACACAGAAGCUGGACAAGGCAGCCAAGGAGAGCGCGGCUGCAAAGGGUGUGAAAAACCCGAACACCGUCAAGGCUUUCUUGGAAUAUGUACGCGAGGGCGAGGAGAUUCCGGAGAUUGUGCUCCUGCGGCAGGAGGUGGAGGACUGGGCGGGAACAUUCAGUCUGCCUUGGGCUAAGGAUGAGUAG